AUGUCCUAUUUGGUUGAUCAUAGAAAUCAACAACAUCAUCAUCAUAAAGAUGAAGAUACAAAUCGUUCUAAUAGUGGAACAUUACUUUCUAAAAUUAGUACUUUAGGAAGAAAAAAGAAAACACCAAAAGAGGGAUAUAAUGAUAUGAGAGAUGGUCAUCAUCAGGAGAGGGAAGAAGAACCACCUCAUGUUGAUCUUUUUGUAGAGGCAAAAGAAGUUAUUGAUUCACCAGCAUUUCUUAAACAACAAGAAUAUGAAUUAGAUGAUGGUGAACAAAGAAGAUUUAUAACUCUUGAAUCAAAAAAUGAUGUUAGAGUAAGAGAAAUUUUUGAUCUCUUAAAAACAUGGCUUAAUCAAGAACUUGCCAGAGAAAGAAUUGUUGUUAGAGAUCUUCAGGAAGAUUUAUAUGAUGGACAAAUUAUUCAAAAAUUAAUUGAAAAGUUAGCCGACAUUAGAAUUGAGGUACCAGAAGUCUGCCAAUCUGAGGAGGGACAAAAACAAAAACUUCAAAUAAUUAUUAAUGAAGUAAAUAGUCAAUUAGGAGGUUUUUCAAAAGAAAUUCGUUGGACAGCCGAAUUAAUACAUAAAAAAGACCUUCUUGCAAUUGUCCAACUUUUAAUUCAAGUAGCACUUUUUUAUCGUGCACCAAUACGUUUUCCAGAAGAUGUACAUGUUCAAAUUUUAGUUGUCCAAAAAGAUAAUGGUCAUUUUAGUAGUGGAUACCAAACAGAACAACUUACAACUCGUCAAAAAGAGUUAGCUCCAAAAGGUGAAAGAGAUGCAUUUGAUACAUUAUUUGAUUAUGGUCCUGAUAAAUUAGCUCAUGUUAAGAGUUCCCUUGUAGCAUUUUGUAAUAGGCAUUUAAAUAAGAUUAAUCUUGAAGUUACUGAUUUAGACUAUCAAUUUCAAGAUGGUGUUUUUCUAAUCUUAUUAAUGGGAUUAUUAGAAGGAUAUUUUGUACCAUUAUAUUCAUUUCAUCUUCAGGUUACAGAUCAUAAAGAUAAAAUUAAAAAUGUAGAAUUUGCAUUUUUCUUAAUGGAAGAAGCUGGAAUGUCAAAACCAAAAUCACGAGCUGCAGAUAUAGUUAAUGGAGAUGUUAAAAGUACAUUAAGAAUUCUUCAUUCUCUUUUUACAAGAUAUAAGCAUGUUUAA
Molecule: messenger RNA, 1152 nt
Organism: Strongyloides ratti
Lineage: Eukaryota; Metazoa; Nematoda; Chromadorea; Rhabditida; Strongyloididae
Product: GH23568p
Exons: 2
Coding region: 1-1152 (383 amino acids)
Biological process (GO): substrate adhesion-dependent cell spreading; cell projection assembly; actin cytoskeleton organization
Cellular component (GO): focal adhesion; actin cytoskeleton; cytoplasm
Molecular function (GO): actin binding
Source: RefSeq, a predicted model, not a curated record